GCAAGUAGAACUCUUAAAAGGGUUUGACCAGUCUAGGAUUGGUCCGUGAGCUGUGUAUGUAGAACCACGUUUAUCAUCAGUACAACAACUCUCCACCAUUAUCAUUUCAAUUUACAAACAUUGAGGACCGAGGAGCUAGCAGACUCACAGUCUGCAACUUGUAGUAGGUCCGUUACAAAAACUUAACAAUAAUACUAACAACUUGCCAGAGGGCAUUCUUGGUAAACAAACAUUUCUCACCGCCCCUCUCAAGAUUCUCAUUCUGAUUCAUCAUCUUUGUGACAUAAUACAAAGAAUUUGGUUUCAUGAUGUCUCAUUGGGAUCUUUGUGAAGCUGAUGCAAUGGAGGAGGGUGGCUCCAUGGUGAGGAAAUGGGAAGAUUUGGACACUGAUAUUUUGGUGAAGAUAUUCCAGUCGUUCAACAUCUUUGAGCUGACUUCAGGCAUUGCUCACGUUUGCAGUUCGUGGCGUUUGGCCUGUUGCGAUCCCUUGCUCUGGAAAACACUUGAUUUGUCUAUGUUGAAGUCUAAUUUCAUUAAGAUCCCUUUGGAGCCUUAUGUGUAUGUUGAUGGCCGUUCUGAUACGACAUUGACCCGUGUGUUGAAGACUUCCUUGAAUCUUAGCCAGGGAAACAUAACUUCAUUGAUUUUUCACUUUAACCUGUAUGUAAGCGACGACCAGUUGACUUAUACUGCUGAAAGGUGUCCACGACUCAAAAGACUUGUUUUGCCAGCAUGGAACCGGAUAAAAAAGACUGGAAUAUGCAAGGCUAUUCGAAUGUGGAGAAAUCUUGAAUCCUUAACAAUGCCCAGCAUAGCGAAUCCUCCUUAUCUGAUUGAGGAAAUUGCCAACAAUUGUAGAAACUUUACUGAACUCAAGGUCAUGGGACCUUUUGAGAUUUUUUUUGCGUCCACUCUAGCUACGUAUCUUCCAAAAUUAAGGGUUUUGAGUCUUCGCUGUUCGAUGUUGAUAAAAGAUGCUUUGAUCCUAAUUUUGGAUAGUUUGCAAAGUCUUGAAGUGCUUAAUAUUUCACACUGCCUUUUGAUUGAAGUCCCUACACCUCCUGCACCGAAACGGAUAAUCAGGGAGCUUGAUCAAUCUAUCCUUCAAAAAGCUUCCCGAUUACGCGAAUUCUUAACUUGCAUGGAUGAUUCGUGCACGAUGUGCCAGAGAACGAAAAGCGACGAAGGACUGAUGCGGUGGUACAAGUAUGAGGAAGGGAUGUGGAAGAGAGACGAGGUGAGCUCACUUGCUCUUUAAUUGGGGCAUCGUGUGAGCGCAUUGUAAAACUUAUAGCUUCUGAAUGCUAAUAAAAUGUGUGAGUGGAUUUAUGUAAAAAGCUGCCCUCAUUGCGUUGUGAUGAUACAAAAUGGUGGCAGCGAGUAGUUUUGGACAGAUGUUGGUAUAUGCCUAUUAAUUGCUCCUUCCGUAGAGGUCAUUUGUAACUGUAGUAAUAAUGUAUAUACGUUGUAUUCUACCAUUUUCUGGUGUUUCAAGAUCACCCUCUCUUAAUUCUUAUGUAUCAAA
This is a messenger RNA of Mercurialis annua (annual mercury), 1526 nucleotides long. RefSeq names its product F-box/LRR-repeat protein At3g48880. Bases 306 to 1259 code for a protein of 317 amino acids. The record is from RefSeq and is a predicted model, not a curated record. Lineage: Eukaryota; Viridiplantae; Streptophyta; Magnoliopsida; Malpighiales; Euphorbiaceae. The transcript has 3 exons. Gene Ontology annotation, molecular function: protein binding.